CCAGGUGUAGGUGAAGUGGUAGAGCCUCAGGGGUAAUAGACGCUGUGCUCGCAUGCUGAAGUUUGUGCUCUGUCCUGACCGGCUCUCCUGCUGCACUGAGACCGGCUGCUCCUUGCACAGUUACAAAAUCAACACGCUUCUUGCUGUUCACGUUUGUGCCUAGUCCAGAGGGCAACCUGGAGCUAGGUAUGAGCCGCACAUCAGCCCUCUGACUCCUGCUCAAGGACAAAGGACCGCAGAUGCAGCUAUUUUAAAGCACAACCCAUGGGACAGCCUGUAAGGUGACAAAGGGAAGAACUCAUCCAAGACAGCCUUCUCUUCUGCAGGAACUUAAAAUGUCUGGGUCCUUAAAAUAACAAGUGAACUGAAGAAUGUGUCUUGGACAGUAAAAACUGGAAGGAGUUUCCAGAUUGUUUGAACUUCUCUGGCCGCACAAUACAGGAAGGAAGGCUGCAGCAGCUCAGGGACCUCCAGCGUCUGCAGCAUGGGCUGGUUCACUGGGAUUGCCUGUCUUUUCUGGGGUGUAUUACUUACAGCGAGAGAAAACUAUGCAAACGGAAAGAACAAUGUGCCAAGACUGAAAUUAUCGUACAAAGAAAUGUUGGAAUCCAACAAUGUCAUCACCUUCAAUGGCUUGGCCAACAGCUCCAGUUAUCACACUUUCCUUCUGGAUGAGGAACGGAGUAGGCUGUAUGUUGGAGCAAAGGAUCAUAUAUUUUCAUUCAACUUGGUGAAUAUUAAAGAUUUUCAAAAGAUUGUGUGGCCAGUGUCUUAUACCAGAAGAGAUGAGUGCAAAUGGGCAGGAAAAGAUAUCCAGAAAGAAUGUGCUAAUUUCAUCAAGGUCCUUAAGGCUUAUAAUCAGACUCACUUAUACGCCUGUGGAACUGGGGCUUUUCACCCAAUUUGCACCUAUAUUGAAGUUGGGCAUCAUCCUGAGGACAACAUUUUUAAACUGCAGGACUCACAUUUUGAAAAUGGUCGUGGGAAGAGUCCUUAUGACCCCAAACUACUGACAGCCUCUCUUCUAAUAGAUGGCGAGUUGUACUCUGGAACUGCCGCGGAUUUCAUGGGACGAGACUUUGCUAUCUUCAGAACACUCGGGCACCAUCAUCCCAUCCGGACGGAGCAGCACGACUCCCGGUGGCUCAACGAUCCUAGAUUCAUCAGUGCUCAUCUCAUCCCAGAGAGUGACAACCCUGAAGAUGACAAAGUAUAUUUUUUCUUCCGAGAAAACGCAAUAGAUGGAGAGCAUUCUGGAAAAGCAACACAUGCUAGGAUAGGUCAGAUAUGCAAGAAUGACUUUGGAGGACACAGAAGUCUAGUAAAUAAAUGGACAACAUUUCUGAAAGCACGCCUGAUUUGUUCUGUGCCAGGUCCAAACGGCAUUGACACCCAUUUCGAUGAACUGCAGGAUGUAUUCCUAAUGAACUCUAAAGAUCCUAAAAAUCCGAUUGUCUAUGGAGUGUUUACAACAUCAAGCAACAUCUUCAAGGGGUCUGCUGUGUGUAUGUACAGCAUGAGUGAUGUAAGAAGGGUGUUCCUUGGUCCAUAUGCUCACAGAGAUGGUCCCAACUAUCAGUGGGUCCCUUAUCAAGGAAGAGUCCCUUACCCACGACCAGGAACUUGUCCCAGUAAAACCUUUGGUGGAUUUGACUCUACAAAGGACCUUCCUGAUGAUGUCAUAACGUUUGCACGAAGUCACCCAGCCAUGUACAACCCAGUGUUCCCUAUUAAUAACCGCCCAAUAAUGAUCAAAACAGAUGUGAAUUAUCAGUUCACACAAAUUGUUGUAGACCGAGUGGAUGCAGAAGAUGGCCAGUAUGAUGUCAUGUUCAUUGGAACAGAUGUUGGAACUGUUCUUAAGGUGGUUUCAGUCCCCAAGGAGACUUGGCAUGAUUUAGAAGAGGUUCUUCUGGAAGAAAUGACAGUUUUCCGGGAACCGACAACUAUUUCAGCAAUGGAGCUCUCUACUAAACAGCAACAACUGUACAUUGGUUCAGCUGCUGGGGUCACACAGCUUCCGCUGCAUCGCUGUGACAUUUAUGGGAAAGCCUGUGCAGAAUGCUGCCUUGCCCGGGACCCUUACUGUGCCUGGGAUGGGUCAUCAUGCUCACGCUACUUUCCUACUGCCAAGAGACGCACACGACGACAAGAUAUAAGAAAUGGAGACCCACUGACUCACUGUUCAGACUUACAACACCAUGAUAAUCACCAUGGGCACAGCCUUGAAGAGAGAAUCAUCUACGGAGUAGAAAAUAGUAGCACUUUCUUGGAAUGCAGUCCAAAGUCUCAGAGAGCAUUGGUGUAUUGGCAGUUUCAGAGGCGAAAUGAAGAUCGAAAAGAGGAGAUCAGAGUGGGUGAUCAUAUCAUCAGGACAGAACAAGGGCUCCUGCUUCGAAGUCUGCAGAAGAAGGAUUCAGGCAAUUACCUGUGUCAUGCUGUAGAGCACGGAUUCAUGCAAACUCUUCUUAAGGUGACCCUGGAAGUCAUCGACACAGACCAUUUGGAAGAACUCCUUCAUAAAGAUGACGAUGGAGAUGGCUCUAAGACCAAAGAAACGUCGAGCAGCAUGACGCCUAGCCAGAAGGUCUGGUAUAGAGACUUCAUGCAGCUCAUCAACCACCCCAACCUCAAUACAAUGGAUGAAUUCUGUGAGCAAGUGUGGAAAAGGGACCGAAAGCAACGCCGACAGAGGCCGGGCCACUCUCAAGGGAACAGCAACAAAUGGAAGCAUAUGCAGGAGAGCAAGAAAGGUAGAAACAGGAGGACCCACGAAUUUGAGAGGGCACCCAGAAGUGUUUGACCUGCGCCACCUCCCAAAACCCCAGACAAGAACAAACUUGCUUAGAUAAUAACUGGAAAAAAAUGCAAUACACAUGAACAUUUUCAUGGCAUUAUGUGGAUGUUUACAAUGGUGGGAAAUUCAACCAGGUUCCACCACUCUAAAUGAAGUCCAUGAGGACCCUUCCCAGAAGGCUUUCUUCAGUUUCAACACCUGACAGAGAUCACAGGUGAGCGCAGAUGUUCACAACAGCUG
Acomys russatus (golden spiny mouse) is the source of this 3037-nucleotide messenger RNA. RefSeq names its product semaphorin 3A (gene Sema3a). Gene Ontology annotation, molecular function: chemorepellent activity; neuropilin binding; semaphorin receptor binding. The transcript is spliced from 20 exons. The coding region runs from base 485 to 2803 and encodes 772 amino acids. Lineage: Eukaryota; Metazoa; Chordata; Mammalia; Rodentia; Muridae. Gene Ontology annotation, biological process: negative chemotaxis; semaphorin-plexin signaling pathway; motor neuron axon guidance. The record is from RefSeq and is a predicted model, not a curated record.